Nycticebus coucang (slow loris) is the source of this 1741-nucleotide messenger RNA. RefSeq names its product NSF attachment protein alpha (gene NAPA). Lineage: Eukaryota; Metazoa; Chordata; Mammalia; Primates; Lorisidae. Bases 231 to 1118 code for a protein of 295 amino acids. Gene Ontology annotation, cellular component: synaptobrevin 2-SNAP-25-syntaxin-1a complex; terminal bouton; vacuolar membrane. Gene Ontology annotation, molecular function: syntaxin binding; soluble NSF attachment protein activity. The transcript has 11 exons. Gene Ontology annotation, biological process: regulation of synaptic vesicle priming; intracellular protein transport; synaptic transmission, glutamatergic. The record is from RefSeq and is a predicted model, not a curated record.
CGCGGCAGCUUGCAACUCCUAGCGGGGGCGUGACCGGCGGGGCGCGAGCCGUGCUGCGAGGCCGUGGUUGGCUAGUAUGAGUCACGUGUUGCCGGGCAGCAGGCUGCGCGCGCGGGUGCGACGUCAACACAGCCUGCUGAGCUCUCCUGACUUGUCUACCGCGGCCUGGCCGCGGCUGAGUCCUCCCAGGGCCAGGGUUGGGCGGUUUGCUGAGUACCUUUGCGGCCGCCAUGGACAAUUCCGGGAAGGAAGCGGAGGCGAUUGCGCUGUUGGCCGAGGCGGAGCGCAAAGUGAAGAACUCACAGUCCUUCUUUUCGGGCCUCUUUGGAGGCUCAUCUAAAAUAGAGGAAGCAUGUGAAAUCUACGCCAGAGCAGCAAAUAUGUUCAAAAUGGCCAAAAACUGGAGUGCUGCUGGAAAUGCUUUCUGCCAGGCAGCCCAGCUGCACUUGCAGCUCCAGAGCAAGCAUGAUGCGGCCACCUCCUUUGUGGAUGCCGGUAAUGCAUUCAAGAAAGCUGAUCCCCAAGAGGCCAUUAACUGUUUGAUGAGAGCAAUUGAGAUCUACACAGACAUGGGCCGAUUCACCAUCGCAGCCAAGCACCACAUCUCAAUUGCUGAGAUCUAUGAGACAGAGCUGGUGGACAUUGAGAAGGCCAUCGCCCACUAUGAGCAGUCUGCAGACUACUACAAAGGCGAGGAGUCCAACAGCUCAGCCAACAAGUGUCUGCUGAAGGUGGCUGGCUAUGCCGCACAGCUGGAGCAGUAUCAGAAGGCCAUUGACAUCUAUGAACAGGUGGGGACCAAUGCCAUGGACAGCCCUCUCCUCAAGUACAGCGCCAAGGACUACUUCUUCAAGGCAGCCCUCUGCCACUUCUGCAUCGACAUGCUCAAUGCCAAGCUGGCUGUCCAGAAGUACGAGGAGCUGUUCCCCGCCUUCUCUGAUUCCCGAGAAUGCAAGCUGAUGAAAAAGUUGCUGGAAGCCCAUGAGGAGCAAAAUGUGGACAGCUACACUGAGUCGGUAAAGGAAUAUGACUCCAUCUCGCGACUGGACCAGUGGCUUACCACUAUGCUGCUGCGCAUUAAGAAGACGAUCCAGGGGGAUGAGGAGGACCUGCGCUAACCCCCCACCCCUGGCGCCUGUCUUCUGUGGCGUCUGCUCAGACAGAAGUGGGGCCUGAGACUGGCUGUGAGAUCUUCCCUCCCUCUCCCCACCUGGGGAGUCUUGCAGGCCAUGGCAGGCGGCAGCAGGCCUUGCUGCAGGGGUACCAGAGGCCAGGGCCUGCUGGCCGGACAGUCACCCUCUGUUCUUGCUACAUCCCUUGCCCCCUGCCCAUUUAUUUAAGCCCCCAAAGGUACCCUUCUUCACCCCAAGAAAACCAGCUGUUCAGAAUCUUUGCUACAAACUUAUUUGCUGUGGGUACUGCCAGGGUUUGGGGUAGCACCUGGAACCCCAUCUCCUGAUCAGCUGAGUCGUGAGGCUGGUUUCUCUUUUUCCCAAUUUUCCCCAGCCAAAAUCUGAGCACAUGUAGCCACUGAGACUUAUUCUCGCCCUGGGGAUGAGUCCCUUCUCUCCCCCAGCCUCCCGCAGCCCCAACCUCUCAGGUUAGACCCUGGGGCCCGGGUUUCAGAGUAUCAGCUCACCCCCACUCCUGUGCCUGCUCCUUCCCUAACGCUUUGAGGUUUUGUCAGUCGGUGGCUGCAGCUGGCCCAAGAAAGAAAAUAAAAAACAACACUUUUGCAUGA